AUGCCCGAGAAGCCACCAACGCCACCACUGUCGACCUUGACAAUCCGCAAGGCGACCACCGCCGACCUGCCACUCCUCGAACCCCUCGUCCAGUCCGCGUACCGCGGCGAGCGGAGCCGCAAGGGCUGGACGACCGAGGCGGACCUCAUCGGCGGCCAGCGCAUCGACCCGGCCGGGCUGCUGGCCAAGAUCAACGACCCGCUGGGCACCGUAUUAAUCGCCUUCCCCGCCGGGGACGAGGCCGGGGCGGCCGCCGCGGUCGCCUGCUGCGAGGUCAUUUUGGCCGGGAAGCCCGGCGAGGGCGAGGGGUUAUCCACGAGCUACUUUGGCCUCUUCGCCGUAGACCCGGAGCGGCAGGGCGGCGGAUUCGGCAAUACGGUGCUUGCAAAGGCCGAGGAGUACGCGAGGGACACGCUCGGCGCGUCGCGCAUGGAGAUGACGGUCAUCUGGACCCGCGACGAGCUGAUCGCCUGGUACCUGCGUCGGGGGUACGUCAAGACGGGGGAGCAGAGGCCCUGGCCGUACGGGCAGCCGGCGAACGGGAACCCGCUGAGGGAUGACCUCUACUUUGAGGUUUUGGUCAAGGAUCUUAGUUGA
Messenger RNA from Gaeumannomyces tritici R3-111a-1, 597 nucleotides. Its product is annotated as acetyltransferase. The record is from RefSeq and is a predicted model, not a curated record. NCBI's taxonomy places the organism in Eukaryota, Fungi, Ascomycota, Sordariomycetes, Magnaporthales, Magnaporthaceae. Gene Ontology annotation, molecular function: acyltransferase activity, transferring groups other than amino-acyl groups. The transcript has a single exon. The coding region runs from base 1 to 597 and encodes 198 amino acids.